GUUGUUCUGGAGUUGCAGGGGCCACGGGCGGGCCACCGAGGAGGUGGCGCGCGGCAUUGAUCCGUCCCCCGCCCCAAGCCUCUCCUGAGUUCUCCCUCUGGUGUCCCCCAGGAUGCGGAGGCCCCUGGGACCCGGCGCGGGGAGGAAAAGUGGGAGACUUGACCCCUCCGCCCCCUACGCACCCACGCGCACACUCAGGCUCGCCUCUCGCACCCCCGCUUCCCCUGCAAGGCUCUGAGACCGCCGCCGCGCCACCACCUCGCCCAGCCAGUCAGUCGCUCUGCGAGCCUGUGGUGCAGCCCCGUGACCUCACCGGUCUGCCCUGAGUCACAGAAGCCGGCACACGCGGAGCGCUGUGUGGGCUAGUCACCCAUUGCUGUCAGUGGCACCCAGGUUCCAGUGAGGAGGAGGCUCAGGGUCCAAGACGGCUGUAGAAAAGCAAAAAGGGUGGCCCAGCAGCCCCCUACUCAGCCCCCUACUGAGGAGGUGGGAGGCUUCCCCCUUCCUGCCAGGCUGAAGACCCCCCCAGUGGAGCCCAGCACGGCCCCGCCCAAGCCCAAGCCGCCCCCGCUGACCAAGGAGACAGUGGUGUUCUGGGACAUGCGCCUGUGGCACGUGGUGGGCAUCUUUUCACUGUUCGUGUUGUCCAUCCUCAUCACCCUGUGCUGUGUCUUCAACUGUCGGGUGCCAAGGACCCGGAAGGAGAUUGAAGCCCGGUACCUGCAGCGAAAGGCAGCCAAGAUGUACACAGACAAGCUGGAGACUGUGCCACCCCUCAAUGAGCUCACAGAAGUCCCAGGAGAGGAGAAGAAGAAGAAAAAGAAGAAGGACAGUGUGGACACAGUGGCCAUCAAGGUAGAGGAGGAUGAGAAGAAUGAGGCCAAGAAGAAGAAAGGAGAGAAAUGAAGACAUCCUGGACAGCUUGGGAGCAGGCCCUGAAGCUCAAGCUGUGGCCAGGGUCCGGGAAUGUUGGACUCUGAGCUCAUUUGGUCUGAGGCUGUGGUCAUAGAGGGAAGCUGAGGCCCAUGGCUAUAUCCUCAUGGCCCCUCAGGGGCAGGAACCAGACAAUCUAGUAGGUGUCCUGCCCCCUAGCCCAGACUUGGCUCCUUUCGCCCCACCCACACGGGUACUGCCUCGGCAGAGGUGGUACGGUGCCACUGUCCCUCUGGAGAUACACUGCUCUCCCCACCCAGACCUGCCUCUCUCCCACCCUUUCUGCCAGGGAUGGCGGUGGCUGUGAAGGAGUAACAGGAUAAGGGGUUACUUCAGCCACCCUUUCUGGCGCGAAAUGGCUGAAGUGCAUGGGUCAGGGUGUGAGGCCACACCCAGACUGGCCAUGAGGAGGCAGAGAGGGUCAGUGGGGGACAUUGUGGCAGCAGGAGGGACUCUGUCUGGCCAGGGAGGAGCCCUGAUGGUGAGGAGACUUCCGCAAGCCUGGCAGGGAUCCAGCUCAAGGGAGUGAGUAGAGGUGGCUUCAGAAAUGGAACCCCCAGCCCAGCAGACACCAAGCUCAAGGCAAUGGGCGACCAUCAUUUCACACAUUGUGAUGAAGCUGAGGCUGCUGCCAGGCCCGGCAUGAGGCCCAGGGGCUCGAGCUCGGGGCUGUGGGCUGCAGGGCUGGGUCAGGGGUACACAGAGCUAAGGUCAGUGGGCUAGAGGGUGCAGGAAAGAAAGCUGGGAUCUGGGACCCUUUUGGGAAUCAGAGUAUAUUUAAGAAGCCAAGGGGGACCUCGGGCUGUUCUGGUGGCCCCUGCUAUGCCCAGCUGUUCUGGGAGGUCCCAGGGCCCUAGGAGAUCACAGCAGCGCCUUCCACCUGCUGAUCAUAACAGUGCCAGCUCCUUUGCAGCUUCCUCUUCUACUAUUUCCCACUACGGGCACCUAAAAGAAGCAUCUCUGACCAGAAGCACCUGGAGGAGGGAAGACGCACAGAGGUGCUUCCAGAUGGCAUCGAACAGACUAAGGCUCUGAAACCUAGGCCUGAACACUAAGGUCUCGAGACACCAGAGGUUCCUGAGCCAGGGGAGCCUGCUGGAAAAGCAGCCUGCAGAGAUUUGUGAAUGAAGCUGAGUGCCUUCUCAGA
Molecule: messenger RNA, 2080 nt
Organism: Piliocolobus tephrosceles (Ugandan red Colobus)
Lineage: Eukaryota; Metazoa; Chordata; Mammalia; Primates; Cercopithecidae
Gene: TMIE
Product: transmembrane inner ear
Exons: 5
Coding region: 601-906 (101 amino acids)
Biological process (GO): inner ear morphogenesis; sensory perception of sound
Source: RefSeq, a predicted model, not a curated record